Molecule: messenger RNA, 273 nt
Organism: Rotaria sordida
Lineage: Eukaryota; Metazoa; Rotifera; Eurotatoria; Philodinida; Philodinidae
Source: the annotation of a GenBank genome assembly
AUGCACUGCUUAACACGAAUUUUUUCUUUUGCCUUUAUUUUUAUAACAACAACUUCUGCACAAAUAUUAUACAAAUGUAAUUUUGAUAAUGCUACUAUAAGCAAUACCUGCUUUUCUACACAAGGAAUCGAAGCAAUGCUCCUUAGUGAUGCAGCGGAAUCUGCUGGUAAUGAGCCACCUACUUCGCCUUUAUCUGACGUAACAUCGAGUCUUACACCAACAAGCAAUGGAGAAUUAUGCAUAUUACCAUACAAGGUUGAUAGUUAUAGUUGA